Molecule: messenger RNA, 938 nt
Organism: Danio aesculapii
Lineage: Eukaryota; Metazoa; Chordata; Actinopteri; Cypriniformes; Danionidae
Gene: ppa1a
Product: inorganic pyrophosphatase 1a
Exons: 11
Coding region: 1-870 (289 amino acids)
Biological process (GO): phosphate-containing compound metabolic process
Cellular component (GO): cytoplasm
Molecular function (GO): inorganic diphosphate phosphatase activity; magnesium ion binding
Source: RefSeq, a predicted model, not a curated record
AUGAGUUACAGCGUGGAGGAGAGAGGUCGAGAAAACACACCCCAAUACAGAGUCUACUUCAAAAACGCGGAGGGGAAAUAUAUAUCUCCUUUCCAUGAUAUCCCCAUCUACGCCAACGAGACAGAGAACAUCUUUAAUGCUGUUGUCGAAGUUCCUAGAUGGACAAAUACAAAAAUGGAGAUCGCAACUAAAGACGCCCUAAAUCCGCUGAAGCAGGACGUGAAGAAGGGAAACCUGCGAUACGUCAGUAACGUGUUUCCUCAUAAAGGCUACAUCUGGAACUACGGAGCAAUUCCUCAGACGUGGGAGGAUCCGGGCCACCGGGAUGGAGAUACAGGCUGCUGCGGAGACAACGACCCCAUCGAUAUCUGUGACAUUGGCAGUAAAGUGUGCAGUCGUGGUCAGGUCAUCCAGGUGAAGGUGUUGGGGACUCUGGCUCUAAUAGAUGAAGGAGAAACAGACUGGAAGGUUCUGGUCAUAAACACAGAAGACCCCGAGGCUGGACAAUACAGUGACAUCGAGGACAUUCGUCGACUGAAGCCCGGAUACCUGGAGGCCACGCUGGACUGGUUCCGCAGGUAUAAAGUUCCAGACGGGAAACCAGAAAACCAGUUCGGAUUCAGUGGAGAGUUCCAGAGCAGGGACUUCGCCAUUAAAACAGUGAAGGACACUCACAGCUUCUGGAAAGCUCUAAUCUGCAAGAAAACAGACGCUGGAGAGCUCAGCUGUAUGAACACCAGUGUGUGUGACAAUCCCUAUCACUGCUCUGCUGGCCAGGCUGAAGCCAUCGUCCAUACAACUGACCCUUAUGGUGACCCAGAGCCCAUUCCCAGCUCAGCUGACAAAUGGUUCUUCUACGAACAGCCAUAGAAGAUGAUCAUCACCACUGACAGGAAAAAUAAAUGGCCGGAAACUAGUUUCAUAUCAUCGUAGAUUAA